AUGGAACAUGACACUGAUAUAAGGAUAACUGAGUUUGAGCGGCAACGGCAAUCUCAUCAAUAUCGAGACUCGGAAACACUGCUUGCAGCCCAUGAUGUGGACUUCCAAGUUGAUUUUGAUGUCCCUUUACGCCCACCAGGUGCAGAGGAAUCUCCUUCCCUCAUCGACGCGAACUACCAUCAAGGAAAGCAGCGUGUUUCAAAAGCCAACUCAGAAUCACUCUUGGAGCUUCCAAACCAUUCUGGAAAAGAUGUUGUAACCUUGGUGGCAUCGACUCAGAUCAUCCCAGACAAGCCAACCCAGAGAGUUCUCUCAUCACCCAUCAGGGCCAUCAGAAAACUCGGAUGGUGGAGUACAAUUGUCCUUGCCAUCUCGUCGACCGUCAUCCUGGCUAUAUUAGCAUUCAUAACAUUUCUAUGGCAAGCUGACUCCGGCAACUCUUUCUGGCUCUCGAUUAUGGCUAGGAACUGGGGUCCUAGGACGGUCUCAAUCAGCACUUUCUUUCUGCGUUCGGCAGUAGACUUUCAAGCUGGGAUUGCUGCCGCUAUGCUUGCCGCCCUCGCAUUAGAAGCACAUGGCGCUCGACUUCACAAUGUUGCCUCACUAUCUAUAAUGCGGUCGGGCAUGGGAAACCCGUCGACUCUCUUACAAUCUACCGUGAAAGAUGUGCGUUGGGGAUCACCUGCGGUCUAUUUUGCGCUAGCGCUGUCUUUGUUUUGCACAACCACCCUUCUUCAGCUUAGCUCAACCGCUCUUCUGUCAGACCUUCGUCCCGCAUCGCUUCCUGGCCUGCGAAAUUCGAGCACCCUAGCGUACGAUUUCUUCUACAAUGAGACUGCUAAGAUAUCAUCCCUACCACCGGUCACUUACUACGGCGGAGCUCAGUCAUCUCAUCCAUAUUUUGCGGUUGUGCCCCGAGCGUCUUCCUGGCUUCGAAAUCCGGUGGCUUACCCCGUUUUUGCCGAAUACUCUGAACCCGCGGAGCAGAUCUCUGGAGUCGAUGACACAGGUGUGCUUCUAAGAGCCUUUCUGCCUUUUCCUCUGGCUGAGUCACGAGAGAGGCUGCGCAAUUAUUCUGGAAAUGCUCUCGUUCUUGACAGUCGAGUCUCCUGCCAUACCCCAGAGUUCGACAAUGUGACCGAUAUAAUCGAGCAAAUAGACAGAUCGAUUUUUCCCGGCGAGAUUGGCAAUAUCACUGGUCGAGUCACGACUACAAAGUACACCAAUCGGACGCUUGUUCCUGACGAACCACUUCCUUUCACCUGCUACUUAGAUGGGAGUUACUCGAUCUGCCAGCUCAAUGUGCCUCUACUAAAUUUCAGUAGUAUUGUGCCGUAUAGGCGAGGGACGACCAAUAAAAAGCUAUACCCCGCCGGCAACAAUUUCGCUGGCGGUCUCCUGAGUGAGUUCUCUAACAUCACUGGGGUUGACUACGAGCCCCAUAACGUUUGGAAUAAGGAAGGGUUCUGGAACGACGGCCAGGUGAUUCCUCUUUGGGGCAUCUCUUACCUCGUGAUAUCUUCGUCGAUAGUGGACGAAACAAAAUUCACCAAUUUUACCGGUACUCGAGAACGAAAUGAAUGGCUGGACUUAUUUCUCAAGCCCUAUGAAGUACAGGGGUAUCAAAAGCUGGUGAGCACGUCUCUUUGCUUUAGUGCUUGGGACGUCGCACGUCUUGAAGUGGACCUGUUCGGCGACUCGGCUCGAACAGAACCUACCAUUGAAUGGAGUUCUGAGGCCAUCUCAGCCGCGAGUUCGUAUCCGUAUGAAACAUUCUUAUCUGCAAAAAAUUGGAAUGAUAUAGCCAGCUCAACACCUUCAUUUGACAAAAUACUCAAUCAACUUGGUCAAAGUAAGCACAAGCUCACAGCAACCGAACGGGGAAUCAUGACGAUGGCAAAACGUGACUGGACACCAAAGACGUCCGAGACCCGCUCUCUUGACAUUCGGCCUUUUGUCCAAGCCGACGUACAAUAUGACGGAGUGGUGGCCGACCCACUCAGCCAGGCGGGUAUGACCGGAAACACAAGCAUCUACAUGACUUUGAGGGGGUUGAACGUUACCGUUCCGACCCGCAACACCUAUUUCUACGGAGAUGUCAAAAACCCUUUCAUCCUUGCCGAUGCCUCGAUCGGUGGCAUGUUUCUUGAGAAUAUGAAGCGAACCGGGUCAGUUGCUUCAACAUUGGCAUCGGUGAUUACUGUUCUCUCGAGUAUGACGUAUUAUGAUCAGUUUCCGCAAUACACAACCAAAGACGAGAUAUCUCACGUCUACUUCACAACAGUCUUGUGUCCAAGAGCUUACUCUGGAUACGGUGCUCUCAUCAGCACGGCUAUUGUGCAUCUUGUUAUUAUUGCCAUCGUUGCAAUGCUCUUCAUCCGCGAGGCGAAGGUUACACUCCUGGGGAAUUCUUGGUCAAGUAUUUCUCAGAUUGUGACAUCAGAAACAGAAGAAGUCAUCCAAAACAGCUUUAAACUUACCGACUCAGAGGUCAAAAAGAUUUUAGAAAACGAAGGCAGGGGAGGUUUGAGGGUUUGCAUUGCCAAUAAAAAUGCAACAUAG
This is a messenger RNA of Rhinocladiella mackenziei CBS 650.93, 2562 nucleotides long. RefSeq lists its product as uncharacterized. NCBI's taxonomy places the organism in Eukaryota, Fungi, Ascomycota, Eurotiomycetes, Chaetothyriales, Herpotrichiellaceae. The transcript has a single exon. The coding region runs from base 1 to 2562 and encodes 853 amino acids. The record is from RefSeq and is a predicted model, not a curated record.